AUGAGAACUUGUCAGCUCUGCGGUCAUACUGCAUUCCGUGAGUUUCUGCGGAGUGCUGUAGCUACGCCAAUACGGACCAUCUCGCAGGGCACGUCUUUGUCGUCGAGUGUGCGCGAUGUCGGCGGAAGCAGCAGCAGUGGCGCUAGUGCUACUGUCGCCCCAGAAACGGUUUCUUGGUCGAACGUGUCGUCAUCCCUCUCCUCUUCUCCCGUGACUAGCGACUGUGCCGCCAUUCUCAAGUAUCCGUACCAGGUAAUUAGCACCGAGAAGGAACUGAAAGAGGCCGUUGGUGUAUUGCAGCGUAGUCGGCAGAUCGCCAUUGAUAUCGAGGCGUUCUGCACCUCGGAGGCAACCAAAACACCUCAGCUUGGUCGUGUGUCGCUUGUGCAGACCUGCAGCGACGUGGUACCGGUUGUGUUCUUGUUCGACGUGCUUUCUUUGUCAGUUCACAUCUUCACGCAGGCGAUCCGGCCCGUCUUCAAUGACGAGACGAUUCGAAAACUCUUCUUCGACUGCCGACGCGACAUUGAAGCGCUGAGCACGCAGAUGAGUUUGGUGCCGAAGCGCGUACUAGAUUUGCAGCUUCUCUUUACCGCCGUGCAGUGGAAGCUGCGCAGCGUGAACCGACGGUCUGGUAUGACGUACGUGCUCAAGAGUGUAGCCGGCAUCCACCGACAGGAGGGCGACUUCGCCGUGCAGACGGCCAUGGUGGUCGGCGACAGGCCUGUUUGGGAUACGCGUCCGCUGCCAGAGCACUUCCUUGAGUACGCCGCGGACGAUGUUCGUCACAUUCAUCUUCUCUCCACGUACUUUCCAUCUCUGACGCAGCAGGUUUCGGAGGCAGCGGUGGAGCGGUUGACGGAGCAGUAUGUUCAGCACUACGGUGUCGGGCAUGCGGUGACAGUAGAGGCUGACGCCCAGCCGGCGCAGGUAAACACGGCUUGGCUGGAACGGUACAUUGGCCCCGGCGGGGUUUGCAGCUUCUGUGGUAGCAAGGGGCACACAGAGAUGGAGUGCUUCCGCAAGCUGAACGGCAACGUGCGCUGCUCCUUCUGCGGAGGUGUGGGUCAUACGGCGCGUAAUUGCUUCCAGAAGCACCCCGAGCUGCUCAAGUGCGACCGCUGCGGCCAACUAGGGCACAGCACAGCGAACUGCUUCCGUGCGAACCCGUGCAAACACUGCGGGGGCAACCACAGGAGCGAGAACUGUCACUACCGUGCGCACAUUGCGAAUGCCUGA
Molecule: messenger RNA, 1239 nt
Organism: Leishmania braziliensis MHOM/BR/75/M2904
Lineage: Eukaryota; Euglenozoa; Kinetoplastea; Trypanosomatida; Trypanosomatidae
Exons: 1
Coding region: 1-1239 (412 amino acids)
Biological process (GO): nucleobase-containing compound metabolic process
Molecular function (GO): 3'-5' exonuclease activity; nucleic acid binding; zinc ion binding
Source: RefSeq, a predicted model, not a curated record